AUGGCGACAGUGCAGCAGCUAGCAGCCGGCCCGACGCCGGCACGACCACGAAGCAUUAAUGGCGCACGGGAUGUCAGCAUGGACGUCGACGCGAGUCCCUCCCACGCCCCGUCAAAAUGUCUGAAUAAGUUUGGCAGCGGGCCACAAAAGGGCGACACCCGGAUCGUUGUCAUUGUGUAUGGCGAAGGACAGGACAAGAUAGUCUCGGUUUUUGCUGACGUGCUUGGCAAGCCCUUCGGAAUCAAGUCUGGAUUCAAAGAGGUCAGUCCCGCGGAUCAGGGAGUCGUGGUUGGUAUCGCGGCAAGCCACGCCCAGGGUGACAUAGCAAGCCGGGACAAAGAUCUCGUCGUGGCCAUUCAUGCCCACUGUGUCAACCUCGGUAUGCCGCCAGACCUUCAUCUUUCGAGCGAGUGCGACUACGAGUUUUUAUACACCGAGGCUCCUUUUUUCCGGCGGGAUCUGUCAAGGUUCAUCUCAUUCACUCUUGGACAGAUCAACCAUCACGAGACCUUGAUGGCAAAACCAAGGACGUACUUCAUCUCGACGACGUUUCCCGACGUGAGCGCGGCGUUACCCAACCUUGAUAUUUUAACGGUCGGCGCAGAUGCGGUGGAGAUUCGAGUUGAUCUGCUACAGGAGCCACUUGGCGACGGAAACCAUUCAGCCAUCCCUAGCCUCAGUUAUAUCGGUCAGCAGGUCAUGCUGUUGCGCCAGCGAACGGAACUGCCGAUCAUCUUCACAACCAGAUGCACCCGAGAAAAUGGCCGCUUCCCCAUGGAAAACCCCGAGUUGUACUACGAAUAUCUGUACCGAGCCAUUCAGUGGGGCGUCGAGUACAUCGACGUUGAGCUCUGGCUCCCUGAAGACAUUAGACAACGGCUUUUCCAGCGAAGGGGUAACAGUCGCAUCAUGUCCGCCUUUCAUGAUUUCUCGGGCACGUUCCGCUGGCCCUCUACGCACGCUCAGCAAGUCUAUGCCGAGUCGAGAAAGUAUGCAGAUAUCAUCAAGAUGAUCACUAUCAUCAAUGAUCACCACGAAAACUUUGAGCUCGAGUAUUUCCGCUCCAAAAUGAGGGCCGAAUACCCAGACUCGCCUCCGUUUUCUGGUGUAAACAUGGGGGAGACUGGGCAAUUCUCGAGAACCCUCAACCGCGUCUUCACUCCCAUCACGCAUCCGCUGCUACCCAUUGUGGCCGCUCCCGGUCAGAUGAGCGCGUCUGAGAUCAACGCGGCCCUGGCGUUGCUGGGACAACUUCCAAAGAAGACUAUCUGGGGGAUCACCAGCCCGUCGUUCAGGAGCUGGGUCCCGCAGGCCCCUUUUUAUGAGAAGUGCUUCAACGAGCUAGGCUUGCCCCAUCAUUUCGCCGUCGUGGAACGCCAACCGAACAAUAUAACGAGCAUGGAGGCCUGGUGUAACCAAAAGAACUUUGGUGGUGCUUACCUGAGUCCCCCGAUCUCGUGGACCAGCCUUUUGAAGCACAGCCCUUUCUUCGCCUCUCUCAACCAGGGCAAAGGACCCGAACUCACCGAGGCCGCUCGCGUCAUCGGGACUGUCGAUACCAUCGUCGUCAAGACGGGCUCAUCAUCUUCGGCCUCUUCAGCGCCGCCGUCGAUCCCCUCAAGCCCACGCAAUUACGACGCCUUCAACAACUACACUCCCGGCGCGUCGAUCCUUCCAGCCAACACCUCCCUUGUCCUAGACAAUGCCAGCUGGAGGGGCAUCUUGAGUGCUCUGACCCGUGAUCUGGCGCCGUCUGCCUACUUCGGUCGAUCUGCCGUUGUGUUGGCCUCGUCCGGUGACGAUGCGGCAUCGGUCAUGUUCGCACUCAGAGCGCUGCGCAUCGGCAAGAUAUACACUGUUGGAUUCCGGACCCCCUCAGCGCUUGCCAGAGAAGGCCCGGCCAUCGAACCGUUCAACAGCCUCGAAAGUCUGCAAAGAGCUCGCAUGGUUGGUGAUGACGCCGCGCCCUUUGUCAUUGUGUCAGCUCUGGGGCCUGAAAAGAGCAACCUCGUUGGCAUGUUGAUUCGCGUCUUUGGUGCAAACGGACGCGGGGGCUCGAACAAUACUCGCAAAGUCUUUUUGGAUCUCGCGGACACAGCAGGUAUCAGAAAGGGCGGAGACCCAAGCAUCGUCGCCGAGCAGAGUGGCUUCUCGGCUUAUGGCUCGGCAGACACGGCGGCUUUCACCACAGUCGAGACCCUCAGGCUGCUCGUCGGUCAGAACGUGCCCUAUAGUUUCGUUCGUCUUGCCAGCGGUCGAAGCUUGUUCUGA
Messenger RNA from Verticillium dahliae VdLs.17, 2271 nucleotides. RefSeq names its product pentafunctional AROM polypeptide. Gene Ontology annotation, molecular function: 3-dehydroquinate dehydratase activity. NCBI's taxonomy places the organism in Eukaryota, Fungi, Ascomycota, Sordariomycetes, Glomerellales, Plectosphaerellaceae. Bases 1 to 2271 code for a protein of 756 amino acids. The transcript has a single exon. The record is from RefSeq and is a predicted model, not a curated record.